Molecule: messenger RNA, 774 nt
Organism: Diospyros lotus (date-plum)
Lineage: Eukaryota; Viridiplantae; Streptophyta; Magnoliopsida; Ericales; Ebenaceae
Exons: 3
Coding region: 75-698 (207 amino acids)
Source: RefSeq, a predicted model, not a curated record
GAAAAUUCAGUGAACCGUCACAGUUUUGUCCCAUUAACUCUCUCUCUCUCUCUCUCUCUCUCUCUCUCUCUCUCAUGCAGAGACCUUCGGCUUCGAGCUCCUACCGACCUUCCGGCCACCAUCCCACCCAGCAGUCCCAACAUGUUAUCGACGUAGUGCCGCAAUUGCAGAGCAAGCAGUCACCAAGGAGGAGGACGGAGGGCCUCGCCGAUCCGCGAAUUUUGGAUCGUUCUGCCACCAGCCGUGGAGAGAUUUUGCGGUCGGGAUUAUCGGUGAAGUGGAUCCACUGUAUUCCUGUAAUCGUCUUGAUCUGCCUCUUCGUCCUCUGGUGGUUCUCAUAUCGAGUAAAUUUAGAAACCAGAGAUGGAAGAAUCAUUGCCGUGCACAGAAUCAGGACGCCAGAGCCGUUCAAUGACACUCGGGUGGACCUCACCGUCCUAGCAUUGGCCACAGCACCAAAUGCCUCAUCAGUUCCUCAGCUUCUCCCGCUGAACAAUGACACUAUACCGCAUCCGGAGACCAUGGGUCUCAUCUUCUACCUCUUGACUAGUGAUCGUUCUCGAUUCUCCGACUACGUCAGUCUUCAACAGAGGUCUCGUCUCUUCCUCCACGAUUUGGUUCUGAGCAGCAAGCGUUGUACUGUAUUAAAUAGAAGUUAUGAGUUCUACUUUUUUUUUAAAAGAAAAAAUUUCUUGUAAUCUUCUUUCUCCCUUCAAAAAUCAAGCAAAAAGUUUUGUGAACAUUACUACUAUCUCUAGAGACCAAUCAGAAUAC